UCAAACAGCUGCAGUUAAUGCAGAUGUUACUAUGGAAACUAAUGCAAAAUAGAACUGUGCCAUAUGUUUUUAUUGUAUCUGUUUUUCAAUUAUCAAACCAUGUAGUAAUUGGAAGUCAGUUACAUUAGAAGCUGUUGUUGAACAUGGAAAUAUAUUUUACAAAGAAAACCUUGACAUCAGUAACCAGCCCACAAUUAAUGAGUUACCAAGUAGGCUUAAGAUCUAUGACGCUGAUGUAGAUGUGGAAUAUAGUUCAAAACACCAAGGAAUCCUUUCAUGUGGUUCUUUGUCCACCAAACUAGUCCUUCAGAGGUUAAUUUUAGAAAACAAAAACAUGAAUACUGGAUUUCUUCUAUGGAUCUCUGGUUACUGUGUAUGUUGUGUUUUUUGCCAUUCUGGCCGUGGUACCACUAAAACAAAGAAGACAAAAUAUUUUGUAAUGGAAUUCCAUGAAAAUCAAGGACUUCAAUUAUUUGAAGACAAUGAUGUAGAUUCCCUUAUUCAAACAUUGGGCAAUAUUAUAACAAACAAAUUCAACUGUCACGAAGUAGAGUACUGUAUUCAAUUUUUAUUGUGUACAUCCCAAUUAACUAAUACUGGAAGGCAAAGAAUUAGGAAAAAGCAUAUGUCAACUUCACAGAAAGUAUUAGCUGCAAACAAACGCAAACAGAACUAUGCUCAAAUUGAACCUGCUAAGAAAAAAGUCCGCACAGAACAAAAAGCUUUAUAUUACAAAAAUGUAUUUUGUCAUAAGAGGAAAGAAAACAAAACAUCAGAUCCAAAUAACCAAACAAAACCUCACAAUAAAAGAUCCAAAAAAGUUCCAAAAGAUCCGAAUAAAACCUCACAAUAUGACUUGAGUCAUUUUAUUUCAAUUUUCCAUAAGAAGAUUAUGGAAGGUCCAUACUACACAUGUUCUGUGUGCAAUAGACUACUUUAUAGAAAAUCAGUUAUUCAACUUAAGGAAGCUAAAUAUAAUACUCGCUUUCUUUUCACAAAUAAGAAAUCAUUUGAUAACAAUGAAUACAUUUGUAAAACAUGUGACUUGAAGGUUUCAAAAGGAAAAGUUCCGUGUCAAGCUGUGUACAAUAAACUACUUGUUGAUGAAAUCCCUACAGAACUUGAAUCUCUAGAAAAGCUUGAACAGAUCCUUGUAGCACAGCGCAUUGUAUUCGAGAAAAUAGUAGUAAUGCCCAAAGGCCAACAACGAAAAAUUAAAGGGGCUAUUUGUAAUGUGCCUGUUGAUUGUGACAAGACAUGCAACAUUUUACCACGUCCUCCUGAAAGAUCAGGCAUAAUUAUGUUGAAACUUAAAAGAAAACUGCAGUUCAGAGGUCAUGUCUACUUUCAAGCAGUACGACCUGAGUUUAUUGUCAAUGCCCUUACGUGGCUCAGGAUGAAUAAUCCAUUGUACAGUAACACAGUAACUUGUAUUGAAAAUAUUGACCCAAGUCUAACAGGAUUCCAAGACUGUGAAAUAAGUUCAGGUACAUGUACUGACCAUGAAGUGCAUUCUUCAAAUCAUAACUCUUGUGAACAAGACACUGACCAUGAAGUACACUCUUCAAAUCAUAACUAUUGUGAACAAGAUACAAUACAACCUGCAGAUGACAAUGAAGAAGAAAAAGAUGACCCCUUGAAUGAAUUUAGAGCACCAAUUAAUGAAACAUGCCUACAGUCUGUUAUACCAGAUUAUCCUGUAACUGUAGAGCUAGAUGGUAAUAAUUCAUCAGGAAAUGAAGUCUACAAUAUUGCACCUGGUGAAAAUAAACAUCCUGUAUCCUUGAUGACAGACAAACAAUGUGAAGAGCUAGCAUUUCCAGUAUUGUUUCCUAAAGGAAGAUUUGGCUAUCAAGUAGAAAGAGAGGUUAAAUUGUCACCAGUAAAGUACUUUAAUGCAAGACUUUUACAUUAUAGUGGCAGAUUUGCAACAAAUCCAGAAUAUCUAUUCUUUGCACAGUUCAUAAUAGAACAGAAGAAAAUUUCAGAUAGUAUAAAUAUUGCUUUAACAAAAGUUCAUGGACAGUCUCUUACAGCAUCCCAUUUAAGAUCAAAUGCACAAAGUUUGCAAAAUCUUAUUUGUCAAGAUCAGGCUUAUUUAUUUUUAAGACAAAUUCCAGGCACACCACCCUACUGGCAAAAAUUCAUGUAUGAAGUAGUAGCCAUGGUAAAGCAGCUUGGUAUUCCAACAUGGUUUAUGACAUUAUCUUGUGCAGACCUUCGAUGGCCUGAGCUUUUUCAGAUUAUUGCUAGAACAAAGGGCAUGAAUUUAACCAAUGAACAAGUUGAAGCCUUGUCUUAUAAUGAUAGAUGUUCUAUGCUUAAUCUUAAUCCUGUUGUUGUUGCUAAGCAUUUCCAGUAUAAGGUAGAAACAUUUUUCACAGAGGUUCUUCUCACCACUGCAAACCCAAUUGGUAAAAUAGUUCAUUAUGCUCUUCGUAUUGAAUUUCAAAUGAGAGGUUCUCCUCACUUACAUGCAUUGAUGUGGACCUCAGAUUGUCCAAAACUGACACAUGAAAACAAACAAGCGUACAUAGAAUUUAUUGAUAACCAUGUCCAGGCAUGCAUUCCAAACAGAGAAACAGACCCUCAAUUACAUGAAUUGGUCCAAACAUACCAAAACCACAACCACUCUAAAACAUGUCGAAAAUACAAAAAUGUUCCUUGCAGAUUUAAUUUUGGUCAGCUUUUUACAAAGAGAACAAUAGUAGCAGAACCCCUUUCUGACAAUAUACCUGAAGAGGUCAAAAGUAACACUCUUACCAGACGAAAGGAAAUUCUUCAUUUAGUCAAAGAAAAAAUAGAUAACGCUCUAAACCCCAAUAAACCAGAUUAUGACUCAAAAUUAACCGAAGCAGACAUUUUUAGUUCUUUAGGUAUUUCUGAGGAGCAGUAUUACUGGGCUUUGUCAAUAUCACCUGAUUCUCAUUAUGAACUGCAUCUCAAGCAGCCAGUAAACAGCUGUUUUAUUAACAACUACUUUGUUGCUGGUAUUAAGGGAUUUGCAGCAAAUGUUGACCUACAGCCUGUUUUUGAUCACUACAAGUGUGUAACAUAUGUCUGCUCAUACUUCACAAAGGAUGAAACUGAAUGUUCCCAAGCAAUCAUGAAUGCAGCAAAAGAGGCCAAAACUGCUAAUUUAAAUGUUAAAGAUGGCUUGAGAAAAAUAGGUGCUGCUUUCCUCUCUUCUAGAGAAGUGAGUUCACAAGAAUGUGUAUACAGAUGUAUGCCAGAACUUUGGUUGAGAAAAAUAUUCCCCAAAACACUUUUUGUUAGUACUGAUCUACCAGAAAAAAGAGUACGCGUUGCAAAAACCCAACAGGAACUUGAUGCAUUAGACAAUGACAGUACAGAUAUCUACAAGUCCAACAUAAUUGAGCGUUACAUGAUCAGACCAAACUGUAUUCCUACUGUUGAUAACCUAUGUUUAGCAGAAUUUGCUGCACACUAUUAUAAGGAUUACAAAAAUGAAUGUUUCGAGACAGCUGAUGCCCAGCCAGAUGUUCUCACAGACAAUAUAAUUGAAUCUCAAAGUGAAACUAUGAACACUAAUCCAAUGCUCCCAAAGCAAAUCAGGUUGAUGAAUACCAAUGAACUUAUGAAAUGUAGGAAAACUAGGGCAGUUGUAAGAUAUCAUGCACCAAGUAAAAUAAAAGAGCCUGAAAACUAUUUCCAUCACUUACUCAUGCUCUAUUUUCCAUGGAGAGAGGAGAAAAGUUUGCUUGGCAAAGAACAAACAUAUGCAUCAAAAUUCUAUGAACCUGCAGUACAAUCUGUAGUAGAAUCCAAUAGAGCAAUAUUUGAACCUAAUGCUGAUGCUGUUUCAGAAGCACUUGAAUCACUGAGGAACAAUCAGGGUAAUAUCAUACAAUCAUAUGAUUCUAUGAAUGAUCAAGAAAAUGCAGAUUUACAUGCAGACAUGCCAGAUGACUCCAUUCCAGAAGAAUCAUUCAAUGAACAACACCCUUCACAUCUUUCAUCAGGAACUGAAUCUCAUCACCAAAGUACACUUCCAACAAUAACAGUACAGAACCAACCAGCAGAUGUGUCUGAUGACUUUCUGCGUCAGUCUGUGAGAUCCUUAAACAAAACACAGUGUUAUGCAUAUGACACAGUUCUGUCUUGGUGCAGAAGUAAAAUAAAAAAUAUGAACAGUCUAAAGCCUGACAAAGUUAAACCAAUAUAUCUCUUUAUAACUGGUGGUGCAGGUGCUGGAAAAAGUCACUUGAUUAAAACAAUAUAUCACACUGCAGCUAAAACUUUUAGACAUGCUUGUAUGAACCCUGAACUACCAACAGUACUUUUAAUGGCUCCAACAGGAGUAUCUGCUAUUAAUAUCAAUGGUACAACAAUAAAUACAGGUUUGGCAAUUCCUAAGGAUACAAGCGACAAUCUACCUGCAAUGUCAGACCAAAAGAAGACUCAAAUGAGACUGACAUUUUCAGAACUAAAGCUUCUAAUAAUAGAUGAAAUUUCUAUGGUUGCAAACAUUACCUUGCUUCAUGUACAUCAAAGAUUAAAACAAGUUUUCGGUACGGCUAACUUGCAGUUGUUUGCUGGCAUAAGUAUCAUUGCUGUAGGUGAUCUGUAUCAACUGCCACCUAUACGUAGAAAACUGGUUUUUCAAAACUACAAAAAUGAUACUCACAAUCUGUAUCACCCAUGGCAAGUUUUCACAAUGAUAGAACUAACUGAAAUUAUGAGGCAAAAAGAUGAUCAGCCAUUCACUGAGCUAUUAAACAGAAUAAGGACUGGUUCUCACACUGAAGAAGAUAUCAAGUGCAUUAAUUCAAGAUCAGUUAGUCCAUCAGAUGAUAAUUACCCUUCAGACGCACUUCACAUUUGGGCUGAAAAUAACCCUGUUUCUGAACACAACAACAAACAACUAGACCAAAUUUCUGCACCUUUGUUUGUACUCACAGCUGUAGAUCAGUAUCCACCUAAUGUCACAAAACAAGAUAUUGACAGGGUGUUAUCUAGAGGGAGAUCUGAAACAGGUGGACUUGAUUUUGAAAUCCACAUUAAAGAAGGUGCAAGAGUAAUGCUUACAACUAACAUCGAUAUUACAGAUAGACUUAUAAAUGGUCAGAUAGGAACUGUUGUAAAAAUUAAUGUUAAUCAAAGGAAUCAAAAACCAACAGUUAUCUUUGUAAAAUUUGAUGACAAUAAAGCUGGAAACAUUUCAAUACAAAAAUGUGGAAACCUGUUUGCCAGAGAAAACAGAGCAGUACCUAUUGAACCAAUGCUGACUAGAAUCAAAGUCAGGCCGGGUAAACCAUCCUCUCCUGAAAUACAAAGAAUACAGUUUCCUAUCACACUAGCAUGGGCAUGCACUGUGCACAAAGUUCAAGGUUUGACACUUAAUAAAGUUGUUAUCAGUUUCAACUUGAAUAGACAAAGAAUUUUUAACUAUGGACAGGUGUAUGUUGCAUUAAGUCGUUCAACUUCCUUACAAGGACUUUACAUUCUGGGACAAAUAGAUAGUAAAAAUGUAAGAGCAGACUCUAGAGUCCAUGAUGAAUAUGAAAGAUUGCAAAAUAAUUCAUCAAUAAGUAUGCAGCAAACAAGUGAACCAAUCCAAAAUGUUCAGGAAAAUAACUCAAUUCUAACUUUAUCUCUUCUAAAUAUACGUUCUCUUAGAAAACACAGUAUUGACAUUAAGUUUGAUUCAAAUAUUUUCAGUAGUGAUAUUAUAGCUCUAACAGAAACACAACUUCUUCCUCAAGACACUGACCACAAUAUUAGAAAUGACUUAAAUCCCUUUACAAUGUAUAGACAAGAUCAUAUUUCUGACAAAUACUCAAGUUUAGCACUCUGUACCAAAACUAACAUUCAAAUUACACAACAAGAAUAUUUCCCUUCAGUAAAUGCAGUGAAAUUUGUUGCUACUAUUAAUACUUCUAUCCAGCGACAGCUGUCCUUUCUUCUGUUAUAUAGACAAAACAGCUCUAAUGUGUCACAAUUUAUAAACUCUAUUGAAUAUCUACUUAGCAGUGAUGCUAUUGACAUCAUACUUGGCGACUUCAACAUAAAUUACUUCAAUGAGAAAGACAUAAGGCCACUUGAAUGCUUAAUGCACUCUCUAAACUAUGUACAAAUUGUACAGACUCCUACAUUUAUUUCUGCAGGAACAUUGUUAGACCAUAUUUACAUGAAACCAACAGCAUUUGAUAUCAUCCACAAUGCUGUAAUUAGUGUUUACUAUUCAGAUCAUGAUGCAGUUAAAGUAUCAUUGCAUUUGUAACUUAUAAUAUUAUAAUUAAACAGCAACAUUGUUGUUUUAAUUUAAUUUUGAAUUUAAACUGAUUUUCCAAAUCACCAGAUUACAAUGAUACACAUCAACUGCAACACAUAGAUUGGCAAUUAUGGGGAAACUACUGAACUCAACUGAUAUUGAAAUAAAGGAAUUCAAAACAAAAAAACUACACCAGUUAAAA
This is a messenger RNA of Orbicella faveolata, 6437 nucleotides long. RefSeq lists its product as uncharacterized. The record is from RefSeq and is a predicted model, not a curated record. NCBI's taxonomy places the organism in Eukaryota, Metazoa, Cnidaria, Anthozoa, Scleractinia, Merulinidae.